AUGAACUUGGACAACUUAGGAAUCUUGGAUAAAGCUAAAGAAUGCAAGAAACAGUGGAACAGUCUUCGAGACUGUUAUCGAAGAGCUCUAAAGAAGAGGAAAAAGGUGAAGAGUGCGCAGAUAGGAAAAAUAAGGAAGUGGAAAUACGAGAACGAAUUAUCCUUCUUGGUUCCAUUUAUAAAAGAAAGGAAGUCGAAUAGCCAGUUUAACAUGUCCACCAAUGACAAGUCAGACGUGGACAUAACCUCAAAUAUCUGUAUAGAUAUGCCAUGUACACAACAAAUGGAGGAACAAGCAUCACCCGAGCCUCGUGAUUCAGCAACCGAGAUAUCUUCGGCUAAGAAAAGGAUUAGAAGAAGAACCGAAGCUAUGUCACCUGUUUUCAUGGACUUCAUUUCGAGUAACAAAUACGAAAAUACGCAGCCCAGAGAUGAUACAAACGACAUCGAUUUAUUUUUCCAAAGCAUGGCAUCUACGGUUAAGAAGUUUUCUCCGUAUAAUCAGGCAGUAGCUAAAGCCAGAAUAUUUUCUAUAAUCUCGGAAGUAGAGAUACAAGCACUUUCUUCUAUGAAAUGUACACACUGUUCUCCAUACUCGUUGGAUUCAAUAUCGCUCGCUCCAACACCUACAUUAUCGAUAGAGCCUCAGCCAGAACAAUCUAUUCUGCCAUAA
Eufriesea mexicana is the source of this 672-nucleotide messenger RNA. RefSeq lists its product as uncharacterized. The coding region runs from base 1 to 672 and encodes 223 amino acids. Lineage: Eukaryota; Metazoa; Arthropoda; Insecta; Hymenoptera; Apidae. The record is from RefSeq and is a predicted model, not a curated record. Gene Ontology annotation, molecular function: DNA binding. The transcript is spliced from 2 exons.